This is a messenger RNA of Acinonyx jubatus (cheetah), 2980 nucleotides long. RefSeq names its product maestro heat-like repeat-containing protein family member 1. Gene Ontology annotation, cellular component: cytoplasm. Bases 1833 to 2948 code for a protein of 371 amino acids. The transcript has 11 exons. The record is from RefSeq and is a predicted model, not a curated record. Lineage: Eukaryota; Metazoa; Chordata; Mammalia; Carnivora; Felidae.
GGAGUUCCGAGGGGGCAACCAGUCAGAGGAGGAAGCUCCCCAGCCACAGGACUGACAGAGACCACCUAACACAUGGGGACACAAAAGAAGGCAGGGGCAGGCCCUCUGUCAAGGCUCUUCUAAGAACAGCCCAUAAUGGGAUACACAAGUUUGGGGACCCCAAGGGCAGGGCAGUGAGAGAACUGGCUCAGGCAGUGGUCUCCUGGUCCACGAGAAGAUUUUCCUGGGCAGUGUCUGGGGGCGGGGACAGAUAUUUAGGGGCUCUUAGCUCCCCUACCACAGGGCAAAAUGGGAUUGAUGAAUUGGGGAAGGGGGACAGAAGUCUCUGGUAUAAGGGAGCUUUAGGAUUUUAUUCUAUUUUAUUUUAUUUUUUUAAUGUUUAUUUUUGAGAGAGAGCGAGAGGGGGAGGGCCAGAGAGAGGGGGAGACCGAGAAACCCAGGCAGGCUCUGCAAAGUCAGUGCAGAGCCCAAGGUGGGGCUCGAACUCACAAGCUGAACCUGUGAGAUCAUGACCUGAGCUGAAAACAGGAGUUGGACGCUUGACCCACUGAGCCACCCAGGCACCCUGGGAGCUUUAGGAUUUUAGCAACAAGACUCCCAGAGUCAAUUUGACCCAGAGGCAGAGGGACGGACAUCAUUGGUGCCUCAUUCUGUCUUUUAGACAGUAGUGAUGAGACCCCCAGGAGACCACGUCUGCAGCUGAAAUUUGCCCUUGCAGGUCACGCCCUGAAUGGAAGACUCGUAGACAAGUCGGGAUUAGUCGGGGCCCUUUCCGAGGGUCGCAUAUCUUCCCAUGGGGGAGGGAAAGGGAGCUGACGGUGAGAAGCUGGCACUGGCAUUGCUCAGCCAGUUCUUUUCUUGUAAAUGUCCUGCCUCGCACAGCUUCACCCCUUGGUGGAGAAGCUGUAUCCCUAGGAAGGAGCAUCUAACGCCUGACCUGGCUACAGUCCUCACAGGCUGCAGGCUGCUACCCCAAGGAUGCAGAUGAAUCCAUAUCCUCACAAGCACCAAUUAGGCAGAGUCACCUUGUCGCGGUCAACUCACCAAGUCUCUUGGAAUCCUGACUUAACGGGAUUGUGCCAGUCAGAAAGAGAAGCUUGUGAGUUCAUUCAGGAAUUUCUAGAAGAAGGACAACCGUCAGAGUCGGAAAAACUGAAGUUCCUGAGGGCUGUGGAAACCUUGAGCGCCACCGUUCAGGCCCAGGCAGACGGCAAUAUGAAUGAUUACUUUCCCAAAACCAUUCUGGCCAAGAAAAUUGAGGUAUUAAUCCUCGAAGAAUCCACCGAGGUCUUGGUCAGCAGUGUGCAUCAGCGAGCCAUGCUCUGCAUCGUGGCCCUGAGGUUCCUUCCUUGCUGUUACCUCUUCUGAGCCCCUGGGCCUUUGAUGCUGUGAACAUUUGGGUUGGGAGGAAGGGCAAGGUUUGGGGACUUGAGUUUUGCGCUGUGGGUGGCAGGGCCCCAUGAUGGCUGCCUCAUCUACCAGCAUCCUGGGGUGGUGGACAUACCCCCAGUUUCACUAUCAGAAGCCUAUUAGGACAUCCAGUGUAGGGAAGGCUCCCCAAGAGGCCAGGACCUCUUUUCCUGGCAAGUAGGUCAUUGGAAGGUGUUUGGGAGCCCAGGUCCUUACUGUUUGCUGUGCCUCAGAAGGGAGGGCAGAGAAGGUUCUGCCCCAGGGUCCUAGAAACAUAUCCCACCCUGCCACUGAUAUCCUCCAAAGCUCUCUUGUCAUUCCUCCCCUCUCACCCCAGCCAGGUGAAUCCACCAUUCUACUUAUCCCAGAAACUGGAUCUGGUGAAUGCUGGCCUCUCUAGCAUAUUCUCUCUGCCGCUCAUCAUGCCUAGUCUAGACAGAAAAGAGAGUGCUAGUCUCUACCUCCAGACGGUCCAGGCCUUAGAUGACAUGUUACAAGCUCUUGUAAUGGAAGAUAUGGACCCCGACAUGUCUCUGCUGCAGAACUUCCUGGAGAUCAUCUUGCCUUGGCUAACACUGUCAGAGAAAGUGCAUCAACAGAUCCGGGCCUUGGGCACCAUUUCCCGGAUGCUGAGAUUUAUUUGCAAUUUCCCUAGACUGUCGCACAUGAUGGAGUUCUCGAUGACUGGGAAGAUGAUGGGCAUUUUAGGUCUCUCCUGCAUGAACGCCAACCAUGAGAUCAGCGUAGAGGCAUCGGAGGCAUUGCAUUACUUUUUCAAAAUCCUUGUGCUUCAUAGAAGUAUGAAACAGAAGACAGAGAUCAUCCUGAAGGAUUUGCAGAAGAAUUUCCGCGGAGGAUGGUUUGCCAACAUACAGAAUCUCGCAAUGUUCUUCAGGAAAUACCUGACCCCCGAAGAGAGAGCAGAUGUGAUAAUGGUGCCAAUGGAGGCCAUGACCAAUGCCAGCAGGCAUGAUGUCUGUGCAGCUUCCAAGAUGUUAAAGAUGAUCCUGAAGCACCCUAUGCCAGAGAUUGGGAAGGUGCCAGAAAUCAUCCAGUACAUUUACCACAAUAUGAACAGAAUUACUGAAACCACAGCCCAAGAGACCAUAAAGAAGAUCCUCUACCUGCUGGCUCAGACCUACACGGAAGAGGUUAUCCUGACACUAUUCAACAUGGAAGACGGGUCACAGAGAGGGGUUUGCAAGCCCUGGGAAAUCCUGGCAUCGUUCCCCAAAGGCUAUGAAGUCAUCAUGGAAUUUCUGCUGCAGAAGCUGACUCCAUACCAGAAAUCAAAGGGCCAGGAGCCCAGCCACAGUACAGAGAUCUCUCCGUUGAUUGUAUGGAGGGGUCCCCAGAGGGGGCUGGGGGCUGGGGGGGGGGGGCAUCCCAGUGCCCUGUCCCAGGCUGUCCUGAGCUCUUGGAGCCUCUCCCUUUUACAUAUCCAUGUUUGGUUGAACAUUUUAAUGGCAGAGUCUUGGGGGUGCUUGGAGGGAGGGUUUUCUAGUUGCCUCUGCCUUGUAGGGAGACAGAAAAACUAGCUUCUCGUUCUCCCCCAGUGAGCUUAGGUAAG